This is a messenger RNA of Pangasianodon hypophthalmus (striped catfish), 2112 nucleotides long. RefSeq lists its product as uncharacterized. The record is from RefSeq and is a predicted model, not a curated record. The coding region runs from base 184 to 1419 and encodes 411 amino acids. The transcript has 2 exons. NCBI's taxonomy places the organism in Eukaryota, Metazoa, Chordata, Actinopteri, Siluriformes, Pangasiidae.
UUCAAAUAACUGACCUGACAACCUUACAGAAUUCAAGAGAAGCGUCGACUGCCAUUGCGAAACAGUGAUGACACUGGCAUUACUGGCAACUCAGCAACAUUAUAAAUAUCCUCACGCCCCGUAUAAGACUCGGAUCAGCAGGCGGAUUUCACUCGUUGGUCAGGAAGAACGAAGAGCAAGCAAAUGGCAAGCAAAAUUCCAAGCGGGAGCAAAAGGCCCAGAGAACCCUCUGCUCAGGGGUUAAAGGUCAAGUUUUUGAUCAAUAUUCCUUUGAAGGUGGAUUCAAAGGAUGAGGCACAGAAGAGGUGUGGUUAUCUACUUGAUGCUCUAAGUGAAGGCUUUAAGGAAAAGGAUAGAACAUUUAUGAAGGAUAAGAAUGGCAAAGACGUGCUGGAAGACGUAGCUGUGAUUUUUGGCAUGAAUGGAAGACACACCCCAGAACUCGCUAAGGUUCUGAAGGAGCUCCAGACCUUCAAGUACAAUUGUAAAUACAUGAAUAUCAAGUAUUCUAUAAUCACCUACACCUGGGGAAGCGGUGGAACAAUAGCACCAGAUGCGACUAAAGUACCGUACCAGGAUAUUCGAGAGCAUCUGAAAAAUGAUGCUGCUACAAGAAAACUAGUGAAGGAGUUUAGGGAGAACGAUCCAAAGUGUCUGGUUUAUUUCAGUUUCGUUGAUAGUGACACGUUCAAGUUCAACUUCAUCUACAGUGAAUACUUAGAAAUUGUGAGAGAGGUGCUGAAAAAAGACGCCAUCCCGCCCACCGUGAUGUCGACUGGUUACGAGUUCACCCACGACAGCGAGCACUAUGUUGCGAGUAGACUGGACCGCACGGUCCGUGUAGCCUUGGCAGAGGUCAACCCUCUCCUUGUGUACUACCCAGAACCCAACUUCUGUGUUCUAGUGCGCGACGGACUCAACACCAUAGAGGAGAGUUUCAUCAAGCCAAAGAGGGGGAAGGGCGAGUACGGCAUGGAGUCACCAGUUCUGAUCUCGCAGGUCAAGGAACGUGUCAAUUUUAAAGCCGUGUUUCCUGACAGAGACCCCAUCAUCAUCGUUACUCCGGACAGAUUCACCCUUACAGACGAAGGCCUGAAGACCGGACAGUCGCAUCUGGAAGGGAUGAAUUUGGCAAAGAGUGCAUACUGUAAUGGGGUGUUCAUAAAUAAAGAAACAUAUAAUAAGACUGGCCCAAAUGACCCCAAACUGCUGCCAGGAGUAACUGGCAAAAACAGAGGCUUCAUCAUUCAGUUAUUUAACUGUAAAAACGACGAGGAAUUUAAAGAGCUGAGUAAGAAAAAUCCGUUCAGCAUGGACGGAAAAGUCGCCACAGUACUAGUCGAUGCCAUUAAACACGCAAGAGAAUACAAAAACUUUGUUUGUGAAUUUAAUGAAAAGCUGAAAGUCAGUUCCUCCUAGCCCUCAAUCUGAUCAGAAAACGGCUGCAUGCAGAUUACACAGACAUGUCGAUACUCUCGAGACUCACGAUGCUUUUAGAUUUCGUGCGCUCAUUUGAAUCUGGAACAGCCGCACUAAUUAGGGCCUGCUUUAUGUAAAUGACAUGCGCAUAGUAUGCAAAUGAAGCUGAAUUUUGAAGCUGAUCAUUUUUUAUGCUGUAUGACAUUUUUAUGAAUAGUUCAUAACUUUUUAUGGAAAAGUUCCUGAUGUUUGAAUAAUAAUAAACAGAUAAAUGACACUUACAUCAAUACUUAUUAAAGUGGCAUCUAAUGAUGUUUUUUGAUCUGCAGAAUAAUUAAAAUAUGAAUACAUUCUGAAUUAUAUUUACUCUUUUACAUUUAUUUCCCAAAUGAUUUUAAUUAUUUGUUUGUUGACCAGAAAACCAUUUAUUAAUAUUAAUUUCAUUUUGAUUAAUGCAUUGCUAUAAUCAGUGACCUAUAAAAUGACUAUAAGGGGAUUAUUUGUCUGUGGAAUAUUAUUAUUAUUAUUAUUAUUAUUAUUAUUAUUAUUAUUAUUACUAUUAUUAUUUACAAAUCUGAAGCCUUAUUUGAUUCUGGAGAAAUGUAUUAAAGGUGGUGGAACAUAUUCUGGAUAUUAUCAUGUUCACUUAAUCAUUUAAAGAAAGAAAUGAAAAUAAAAAUGGAUUUUAGCCUC